Messenger RNA from Megalobrama amblycephala (Wuchang bream), 2235 nucleotides. It is a transcript of the gene tpra1, whose product is annotated as transmembrane protein, adipocyte asscociated 1. Gene Ontology annotation, molecular function: G protein-coupled receptor activity. The transcript is spliced from 11 exons. Gene Ontology annotation, biological process: G protein-coupled receptor signaling pathway. NCBI's taxonomy places the organism in Eukaryota, Metazoa, Chordata, Actinopteri, Cypriniformes, Xenocyprididae. The record is from RefSeq and is a predicted model, not a curated record. Gene Ontology annotation, cellular component: plasma membrane. Bases 213 to 1349 code for a protein of 378 amino acids.
CAACGCAUUCACGCUGACUUUUAUCUGACAAACGAAUCGCGACUGACGCAUCAGUUUCGUUCCGCCUGUAAACAACAAACAACCGACACACCGACUAAAGUUAUUAUGCCUCAAAUAAUAACCUAUGAUCACGUUAAUGCUGAAGCACACCAGCCUCUGAUCUGAGAUCAUCAUCACUUAAAGUUGUGUGUCUUGCAGAGGUUUAAUCCAGAAUGCUGGAGACCGUGACUGAUGUGCCAAAUUUGGUCCAUUAUGGCAACACCAGUGUGUUUCCCACUGCGGAGAACAGCUCUCAGUUCAACCCUGACCGUGAGAUCAACAUCACCAAACCACACAAGUGUCUGCAGAUCCUGUAUGAGGACAUCGGACAGUCUAGGGUUCGUUUCUGGGAUCUGAUGCUGCUCAUCCCUAACGUGGCUUUCCUCAUCUUCCUGAUGUGGAAGCUACCCUCUGCUCGCGCUAAGAUCCGUCUGACCUCCAGCCCCAUAUUCGUGGCGUUUUACAUACUGGUGUUUGUGGUGGCGGCUGUAGGCAUCACACGUGCCGUAGUCUCCAUGACCGUCAGCACAUCUAGCUCCGCCACACUCAUAGAUAAGGUUCUUUGGGAAAUUACAAGGUUCUUUUUAUUAGCUAUUGAGCUCAGCGUCAUCAUACUCGGAUUGGCUUUUGGCCAUCUGGAGAGCAAGUCCAGCAUCAAGCGUGUGUUGGCCAUCACUGCAGUCCUGUCUCUGGCGUACUCCAUCACACAGGGGACUCUGGAGAUUCGUUUCCCAGACAAACACCUCUCCGCCAAAGACUUCAACAUCUACGGCCACGGUGGGCGGCACUUCUGGUUGGCCAGCUCCUGUUUCUUUUUCCUGGUGUAUUCCUUAAUAGUCAUUCUACCUAAAACUCCAAUCAGAGAGAGAAUCUCAUUACCAUCUAAGAGGAGUUUUUAUGUGUAUGCUGCGAUCCUGUCCGUGUUGAAUCUGGUCCAGGGUUUGGGAAGCGCGCUGCUCUGCGCUGACAUCAUCGAAGGCCUGUGCUGUGUGGACGUGACCACAUUCCUGUACUUUUCCGUCUUUGCUCCUCUGAUCUACGUGACGUUCCUCAAAGGAUUCUUCGGUUCCGAGCCCAAAAUCCUCUUCUCCUACAAGUCACAAAUCGAUGAACCAGAAGACUCUGACGUGCACCUGCCCAACACGUCAUCCUCUGGACUGGGCAGGAAGGAGCUGGAUCACGGCUCGUACUCCAGCACGCAGAUCGAUGGCUCCGGCGCGUACCUGGACGACGUGGUGUCGGGACCGUACGGAGGAGCGCACAGCAUCAACAGCAUCGACAGUGACCGCUGGAGAGCCCUGAACGCCUGAGACACGCUUGAACAAUGACCUCCAUGACCAGACGAACAUUUGACAUGCUGCGGAUCUGAGUGCAGUUUGUCAUGUACUGCCUUUUCACAGGCAGUGCUGUUAUUUAAAAAUUUGUAUUCCAUGAAUCCAACAUUCCUUGUGUAACAACAGUGCUCUUAAUUUUACAUUUGUGUACUCAAAGCAAGUUUAUUGGACUUUUGUGAAGUGCAUAACCUAAUAUGUAUCUUCUGAAAUGAUAUAUGAUCUUAUCUCUAGGUGAUUUCAGACUGGAUUAGCUAGUUUCUGAGUUAUGCUACUGAUGCCAGCGAAACAUUUGCUCAGUUUUUGAUGUUUCUUUUCUACCGUUAGGGUUGUUUUGCACUGAAAAUGAUUAAUUUGGCUCACCGGGCAUCCUGAGUUUUGGUGCGUGUUGUAAUUUGAAGGCUUAAGGACCCUAAAAUCUACCUUGACUUUGCUUCACAUGCUGGGCGUUUGUCUAGAAACCAUUUGUUUCUUAGUGCUAUAUUGUAGUGUUUUCUUUUGAUUUUUAUUUAUUUUAGUGAUCUGUUGAAUUUCAUUUUAGCCUGUCUUUAGAUUUGGGCCUAAAAUUUAAAGCUUAAAUUGUGAACUUGACCUUUGUUUUUUUUUUUUUUAAUUGAUAGUGAAAAUGGAACUGGUUCAAGUUUGAUUUGUUAGAACUUCAUUCCAUGUGGGAGAAAGAACCUGAUGCAAGAAAAAAGGACCAUACUGAGAGAAAGCAUUUGACCCGGUUUAUGUUAUUUGAUAAAAAUCCUGCAAGUUAAUAACAAUGUCACAUUUUCUUGGUGCAUACACACACACACACAAAACGCCAGCGGUUUUGGAAAACACUAUAAUUCAUCUUCAAUUAAAUUUGGUCUGAGUAAAA